Messenger RNA from Canariomyces notabilis, 231 nucleotides. RefSeq lists its product as uncharacterized. NCBI's taxonomy places the organism in Eukaryota, Fungi, Ascomycota, Sordariomycetes, Sordariales, Chaetomiaceae. The annotation marks the transcript as partial. The record is from RefSeq and is a predicted model, not a curated record. The transcript has a single exon.
AGAGCCAAACUGGAGGCGCCACCCAAGUACAACGGCAGCAAGGACGAGCUGGCCGGAUGGCUCGUUCAGAUGCAGGCAUACCUCACCUACUAUGUCGACCGUUUUCCCAAUGAGGCUGCCAAGGUUGCAUUUGCUGCGCACCGACUUGAAGGAAAAGCACUUCGGUGGUUCGAACCAACGCUCAAGGACUUCCUGGAGAAUCCAGACCGAGCUGAUCAGGAAGACUUCACC